Molecule: messenger RNA, 4167 nt
Organism: Pelodiscus sinensis (Chinese soft-shelled turtle)
Lineage: Eukaryota; Metazoa; Chordata; Testudines; Trionychidae
Source: RefSeq, a predicted model, not a curated record
UUCUCAUUGCACAUAGGCAAAUCGGCAUCGAAGUACUCAGCACAUGCUGCUUCAUAUAUCAUCUGGAAAUGUUGAGUUUACCAGUUUGGGAAUAUUUGCAUUAAACCUUUCUUCGGCCCUGGAGCCUUUUGUGGCAGAUGAGUACAUUGAACGUCUGGCAUGGAGAACACCUGGAGGAGGUUCCAGAGGUGGAGCAGAAGCUUUUGAUCCCAAAAGAUUAUUAGAAGAAUUUGUAAAUCAUAUCCAAGAACUACAGGUAAUGGAUGAAAGGAUUCAGAGAAAGGUGGAGAAGCUAGAACAGCAUUGCCAGAAAGAAGCUAAAGAAUUUGCCAAAAAAGUACAAGAGCUGCAGAAAAGCAACCAGGUUGCCUUCCAACAUUUCCAAGAACUAGAUGAGCACAUCAGCUAUGUAGCAACUAAGGUCUGUCACCUUGGUGACCAACUGGAGGGGGUAAACACACCACGGCAACGGGCUGUGGAGGCUCAGAAACUGAUGAAAUACUUUAAUGAGUUUCUGGAUGGAGAGCUGAAGUCUGAUGUUUUUACAAACUCUGAAAAGAUAAAAGAAGCAGCUGAUAUUAUUCAGAAAUUGCAUCUGAUUGCACAGGAAUUACCUUUUGACAGGUUUUCUGAAGUAAAAUCAAAAAUAGCAAGUAAGUACCAUGAUUUAGAGUUGCAGCUGAUUCAGGAGUUUACCAAUGCACAGAGAAGGGGGGAAAUCUCCAGAAUGCGUGAAGUAGCAGCUGUUUUACUUCACUUCAAGGGGUACUCCCACUGUGUUGAUGUAUACAUAAAACAAUGUCAAGAGGGAGCUUACUUGAGGAUUGAUAUAUUUGAAGAUACGGCCAACCUUUGUCAGCGAGUGAACAAACAAGUUGGAGAUAUCUUUAGUAGUCCAGAGACUGUAUUGGCCAAACUUAUUCAAAAUAUCUUUGAAAUCAAACUUCAGAGUUAUGUAAAGGAUCAGUUAGAAGAACACAGGAAGUCAGAUGCAGAACAGUAUCUUAAGAAUCUUUAUGAGCUGUAUACAAGAACGACUAAUCUUUCAAGCAAAUUGAUGGAGUUUAACUUGGGCACUGAUAAGCAGACUUUCUUGUCUAAGCUUAUCAAAUCUAUUUUCAUUUCCUACUUGGAGAAUUACAUUGAGGUGGAAAUUGGUUAUUUGAAAAGUAGGAGCUCUAUGAUUCUGCAACGUUAUUAUGAUUCCAAAAACCACCAGAAGAGGUCCAUUAGCACUGGAGGUAUUCAAGAUCUGAAAGAGAGAAUAAGACAACGUACAAACUUGUCAUUGGGUCCAAGUAUUGAUACCCAUGGGGAAACUUUUCUCUCCCAAGAUGUGGUGGUUAACCUUUUACAAGAAACCAAGCAAGCUUUUGAAAGAUGUCAUAGACUCUCUGAUCCUUCUGAUUUACCGAAGAAUGCAUUCAGAAUUUUUUCCAUGCUUGUGGAGUUCUUGUGUAUUGAACAUAUUGAUUAUGCCUUGGAAACUGGGCUUGCUGGCAUUCCUUCUCCUGACUCUAAGAGUGCAAACCUUUAUUUUCUGGAUGUUGUACACCAGGCCAAUACUAUUUUCCACUUGUUUGACAAGCAGUUUAAUGAUCAUCUCAUGCCAUUAAUCAGCUCAUCUCCUAAGUUAUCAGAAUGCCUUCAGAAGAAAAAGGAUAUAAUAGAACAAAUGGAGAUGAAACUGGAUGUGGGCAUUGAUAGGACACUAAAUUGUAUGAUUGGACAGAUGAAGCACAUCUUGACCGCAGAGCAAAAGAAGACAGAUUUUAAACCAGAAGAUGAAAACAGUGUUGUAAUUCAGUAUACGAAUGCCUGUGUCAAAGUAUGUGGCUAUGUCAGAAAGCAAGUAGAAAAGAUUAGAAAUUCUAUGGAUGGUAAGAAUGUGGAUACAGUUCUGAUGGAGCUUGGAGUUCGUUUUCAUCGACUUAUAUAUGAACAUCUGCAGCAAUAUUCCUACAGUUGCAUGGGAGGCAUGUUAGCAAUUUGUGAUGUGGCUGAAUACAGAAAAUGUGCCAAAGACUUUAAGAUUCCACUUGUGCUACAGCUUUUUGACACCCUCCAUGCACUUUGCAAUCUUUUGGUUGUAGCACCUGAUAACUUAAAGCAGGUCUGCUCAGGAGAACAACUUGCUAAUCUGGACAAGAACAUCCUUCACUCCUUUGUUCAGCUGCGAGCUGAUUAUAGAUCUGCUCGCCUUGCUCGCCACUUCAGCUGAGAGUACUGAUGAAAAAUGAUGUACCAUUGCCAGGCAGUGGGUGUUUAAAAGCACAGGGAGUGAUUUUAUUAAACAGUUGUAAUUUUUGUGGGACAAUGACUGUUCAGAACAAAACAGCAGCCAUAUUUAAACCAGACUUUAUUUGAAUAAGGUCAGAAGAGCUAAUCCUUAAUUCAUAUCCCAUAAACUACAUGCCACUAAUUUUCCAUUGGAAAAAUGUUGGUGGAGAAAGGCAAGUGAUUAACUGAAAGUAUUUUAGUCCUCAAUCUUGAAUUAUCUGAUACCAUUUGUUAGACUUUAACUACAGAGCAUAGCAUAGGUAAUGGAUUACACGAAUAGAAUUGUGUAAAAACAUUCUUCAUCAAUUUUAAUGACUUCAACUUCAGCGCAGCUAAUCAUAAUCAAAUUAUCUUUGUUGAUUGGUGUUUCUAAGUAAUUUCAUUCUUUCAAAAUGUUUCCCACUCAAUACAAUUUCUUGCUUUAAUUAAUUAGCUUUGAAUUUCUUUGAGAUGUUGGAGUAACAGAAACACUAUCCCAAGAAAGAUGUAAUUUAUUCAUUGUACAGAACUUUAAUUGGAGAGGGUUUUUUUGUUGUUGUUGGAGCCCACUGGAAUGUAUCAGAUCUGUACAAACACUUGGCACUCUGUUUAUCUGUCAGAUAAUAGCACCUUUCAUUUAGGAACAUAUUUAAAAUGAAUGCAACCACCUAGCUUUAGAUUUCAUUACUGCAAGGUGAAGAUGCUUGUUGUUUAACAUAAUAGAAAGUUGUUUCUGUUUUUUAUUCUGUACAUAAACAAAUUGGGAUAGUAACAGAAGUGAAUGGAUGAGAGAGAGCCCACACAUUCAUCUGUAUAUGGGAAGUAUUUGAGUUAAAUCUAGCAAAAAUCCAUAGCUCAAAUUACCUGUCCUAAAGUUAAAUUAAUUUCAGUAUCUGAGCAACAUGAAAUAGUUAAAGAUGCAGACGCUUCUAUUCUCCAGAUAUAACUUUAAUGCUGGGAAUAACUAUUAUUGUAUGUGUAUUUAAACAAUAGGAAUAUACACAAGGUGCCUCUGAGAUGGAUCAGUGUUGGGUACAGUAGUUGAAGUAGGGGGGAUGGGGUAAUAUUUCCCAACAGUUGAAAAAUCUGUAAUAAGUAGAGACCUCUUUACAGCAAGAGAGUUCCUGUGAAAACCAGAUAGGAACAUUGCGUUGUUUCAGUGUUCUCAAUUCCACUCACCAUCACUGUGUGGGUCAUCUGUAGGCUUAGCAUAUUUUCUGAGAAUUUCUAUUUCUUCAGAGUAAAUUUUCCUAAAAUCUGCCUUGUCCCUCAGUUACAGCUCUCUUUUGCCAAAUUUUUUUUAAAACUUCCCAGGCUCAGUCAAUAUUAUUUUUUCCUUUAUUUUAUAUUGAGCAGAGUAUUAUAUUGGUAAGAGAAAUUAUGUUUGCCAGGAUUUCUUCCAAAAUAUUCUGGGAACUGUGGCAGUUUUGUUCAGAUGUAUAGCUCUAUUCCUGGGCCAUGGCAGAAUCACAGAGAGUUCUGGAAGCUGGAGGGGGCACAUGCUUGUACUGUUGCCAUUUUUAGAAAGCUCUGAUGUGAAUUCAAAUUAUACCUCUGUUACCUCUGUAACUUAAAGCCAAUAAUUUUAGGACAGUGGCUUUUACUAACCAAUAUAAAAUCUUGUACAAAAAGUAUCAAUUUGUUAAUGCUUCAGAACAGUAAACAAACCACUAGGCAACAUUUUAACACUGCAAAUUACAGAAGUACUUCAAAAUGUCUUGUGUUGUAAAUUUCUUGUUUUGAAUUUUAUUUGAAAAUUAUAUAAAAUGUACUCACUAUUGUUUACUUUACCUGUGGUGUUUUCCAUGCAUAAGUUCAGUGCAAUAUUCUUUAUGUCCAUUCAAAAUAAGGAUGAGGUAACAAUAGGUAACUACUUAGAUAUGUAAACAAUAAAAAAUAUUCCCUCCA